CCAUCGAAUUAGCUUAGCAAUAACUACAUAAAUGAAAAAAAAGUGAUUUAAAGAAAUCUAUGUAUCUAUAGGUACUCUCCUAAAAACCAACAAAAAUAUCUCUAAAGUUAGGUUAUUGUAUCUGUGUUUUGUGUAUUAGCCCCGAAACCGGCAGCGCGAUAAAUGGGUAAAAAGAAUCUAAAAUAUUGGAUUGAGAAUCGAUUUCUUUUAAAUUACAUUCAGUACGUGAUUUUGGCUCCCAGCAGUCGUGUCGGAAGAUUCUUCAUUUCAUUGUUUCAAAAUUUAUUGAAGAAAAAAAAAUUGUAAAAUGCACAGAAAAAUAAACUUUAUAAAAAGAGUUGCCGCAUGUAAAUAAAUUAAAAGUUUUGUUGCUAAGUUUAAUCGAAAAAAUAUUUAAACAUUUCAUUGAGGGAAUGCUUGUCAAAAGAUGAAAUUUAUUAUGCUAGUUAUCUUUUAUUUAUUAAUUAACACCGUACUCGCGAUAUAUAUGCGUGAUGUGAUAGUUUAUCUUAAUAUUGUUUGAAGAUCUUUUCUUAAAUUUUGUUUUGAGAGUUUAUUAGUUUUUAAAAUUGCUUAUCAAACGAAAAGGUGCUUAUUAGAUCUCUAUGGAGAAUGGUGAACUCUUUUAUGGAUACUCAGAGGAGUUAUUAACGUUUGCCUCAGUAAUGUGCAUAGUUUUCAUCUUGAUUGGAAUUCCAGGAAAUUUAAUAACGAUACUGGCACUUUCAAAGUGUAAUAGGUCACGCAAUGCUACAGCUAUAUGCAUAAUCAAUCUCUCCUUGUCUGAUCUACUUUUUUGCUGCUUCAAUCUUCCAUUAGCUGCUUCGACAUUUUUACAAAGGUCUUGGAAUCAUGGCAAUCUACUGUGUCGGCUUUUUCCCUUGAUGCGCUAUGGUCUCUUAGCUGUGUCGUUAUUCACAGUUUUACUUAUUACUGUAAAUAGGUACAUCAUGAUUGGACAUCCCAGAAUAUAUCAAAGAGUAUAUCGUAAUCGAAACUUGGCAAUUAUGAUUGCUGCUACGUGGAUUGGAGCAUUCCUAAUACUCAUUCCAACAUACCGCGGUAUUUGGGGUUCAUUCGGCCUCGAUAUCGAAAUUGGUUCAUGUUCAAUACUUCCAGACGAAAACGGCAAUUCGCCCAAAGAGAUUCUAUUCAUUAUGGCAUUUGUGGUGCCAUGUUUAUGCAUAAUCGUCUGCUAUGCACGAAUAUUUUACAUUGUCCGAAAAGCAGCUCUAAGGUCCCGAGAACCAGUUAAUAAUACCAGUUCAUCAAUGCGUGCUGAGAAAACAAAAUCUCCGCUGCCCGAACAAAACCAUUUAGAUGAGCAACCUAAAGAGCUCAACCGCAACAUGACAAAAUCUGAAAAUUCUCAACAAUCUAAUACGCCAAUUUCAUCGAAUGAUAGCGAAAAAUUUAAGGAACAUCAAAAUCAUUGGGAAAUGCGUCCGUAUUUGUCUAGAUUACGAGACGAUGAUUUGAAAUACAUCGACUCUAGUGUAGAAAGUGAUUAUCCUCCAACACAGUACGAUAUGCAAGCUUGUGAUAAGCCCGAGAAAAUCUCCAAUGUUAAAGAAAGUGGUAUGAAGUCAUAUGAAGAUCUUUUUGAAGAGGAUAGUGGAUAUGUCAAUGAGGUUUCGGGAAAUCCUAUUGCACCUUUGCGGAUGGAUGAAGCUCUUAUAACGGAAGUCCCUUUGAAAACAAACGACAUUUCUGGCGAGAUAAAUAAAAAAGGAAAUCGUUGCACCAAAUCCCUCAAAACGUCAUUUAACCAAAUAACUAAACGCAAAUAUCGCAAUAACUCAACUAUAAACACUUCAAAUACAUCGGUUCUGUAUCCAGGACGCAUGAGUAAGAAAGACAGACGUUUACUUAAGAUGAUUUCGGUUAUUUUUCUGUCGUUUAUCAUUUGCUAUUUACCAAUAACAAUUACGAAGAUUUGGAAAGAAGUCACAGAAGUGCAUUGGAUCAAUAUAAGUGGAUAUCUACUUAUCUAUUUGAGCACUUGUAUUAAUCCAAUUAUUUAUGUUGUUAUGUCAUCGGAAUACCGACAAGCAUAUUGGAAUUUAUUACUUUGUAAAAUGGACAGUAAGUCACCACAUCGCUAUACUGUAGUAACGAAAAAGCCUAGUAAUCUUAGGAUGCAACCAUGAAAUAAAUACAAAAAAUUUUGUAACAUAACUAUUAAUUUGAGUU
Messenger RNA from Episyrphus balteatus (marmalade hoverfly), 2193 nucleotides. Its product is annotated as G-protein coupled receptor moody. Bases 606 to 2150 code for a protein of 514 amino acids. Gene Ontology annotation, molecular function: G protein-coupled receptor activity. Gene Ontology annotation, biological process: G protein-coupled receptor signaling pathway. The transcript has 6 exons. Gene Ontology annotation, cellular component: membrane. Lineage: Eukaryota; Metazoa; Arthropoda; Insecta; Diptera; Syrphidae. The record is from RefSeq and is a predicted model, not a curated record.